ACUUGCACUAAUUCACCAAAGAUACCACACACCAAUUACUUAAACGAUGGAUAUCUCCAAGCCAGUAGGAUCGGAGAUUGUUUCUGUUGAUUUCGGGGUAUUGUCGGAUGGUGAGAUUCGAAAAUUAUCCGCCAAACAAAUCACUAAUCCAACAGUAUUUGAUAAUUUAGGACAUCCAAUUAAUUCCGGUCUUUAUGAUUUAGCUCUUGGAGCAUUUCUUAGAAAUGUUUGUACAACUUGUGGAUUAGAUGAGAAAUUUUGUCCUGGACAUUUAGGACAUAUUGAAUUACCUGUUCCAGUUUAUAAUCCAUUAUUUUUUAAUCAAUUAUAUAUAUUUUUAAGAUCCUCAUGUCUCUUUUGUCAUAAAUUUAAAUUAAAUGCUGUUGAAGUUCAUAAAUAUCAAUGUAAAUUAAAAUUAAUUCAAUAUGGAUUAUUAUUAGAAUGUGUGGAAUUAGAAAAUAUGUUGGCUAAUGGAGGAAUUUCCAGUAAUGAUGAAGAAGAUGAAGCAGACACUAAUAAUAAUUUAGAUCAUAAAGCUAAACAAGAAUUAAUUGAACGUCGAGAAUUAUUUGUUAAUACAUCUAUUGCUAAAGCACUUAGUGAAGGUAGAGCUAGUGAACAAGGGAUUGUUACUGCUACUGUUGGAGAAGAAAGAAAAGCCACCAUUCAUGAAUUUUAUAAAAGAUUAUUAAGUAGACCAAGAUGUGAUAAUUGUGGAAUGUAUUCUCCUAGUUUUAGAAAGGAUGGAUUUACUAAAAUUUUUGAAAAUUCUUUAACUGAUAAACAAAUUACUAAUAAUCGAGUUAAAGGUUUACAACGUCCAGAUAUGAUUAAAAAUAAUUCUGGAACAAAUAAAUCAUCUGGUGAAAGUAUGCCAAAUAUUAAACAUAAGGGAGGAUCUAAAUAUGUUUUAUCAACUGAAGUAAGAAAUAUUUUAAGAUCAGUAUUUGAAAAUGAACAACCAAUUAUUCAAAAAGUAUUCCAUUCCAGACCUUAUCAACAUGAAAUUAUUAGAGGAGAUAUUUUCUUUAGACAAUCAUUAUUAGUUCCACCAACCAGAUUUAGAUUACCAUCUAAAUUAGGCGAUGAAAUUCAUGAAAAUUCUCAAAAUGAAUUAUUGUCAAAUAUUUUAAAAACUGCAUUAUCUAUAAGAGAUUUAAAUGAUCAAAUUUCUACUAUUAAUCUUGAAAAGGGUAAACUUAGUAUUGAAGAAAGAAAGAUUAUUUUUAAUAGAUUAAUGAAUUCUUUUGUUACAAUUCAAAAUGAUGUUAAUGCAUUUAUUGAUUCUACUAAGAAUCAAAAUGCUCCAGCCGGGAAAGUUCCAACUCCAGGUAUUAAACAAGCUUUAGAAAAGAAAGAAGGAUUAUUUAGAAAACAUAUGAUGGGUAAAAGAGUUAAUUAUGCUGCUCGUUCAGUUAUUUCUCCUGAUCCUAUGUUAGAAACUAAUGAAAUUGGGGUUCCACCAGUAUUUGCCACUAAAUUAACUUAUCCUGAACCCGUCACUGCGUAUAAUGCUGCUGAAUUAAGAAAAGCUGUUAUUAAUGGACCUGAUAAAUGGCCAGGAGCAGUUCAAAUUCAAAAUGAAGAUGGUUCAUUAGUAUCAUUAAUUGGAAUGACAUUAGAACAACGUAAAGCCAUUGCUAAUCAAUUAUUAACUCCAUCAAGUGAUGCCACAGUUAUUAAUAAAAAAGUUUAUAGACAUAUUAAAAAUAAAGAUGUGGUAAUUAUGAAUCGUCAACCAACUUUACAUAAAGCUUCAAUGAUGGGUCAUAAAGUUCGAGUUUUACCAGGAGAAAAGACUUUAAGAUUACAUUAUGCAAAUACUGGAGCUUAUAAUGCCGAUUUUGAUGGAGAUGAAAUGAAUAUGCAUUUCCCACAAAAUGAAAAUGCCAAAGCUGAAGCAUUAAAUUUAGCAAAUACUGAUUCUCAAUAUAUUACUCCAACUUCUGGUUCACCAUUAAGAGGGUUAAUUCAAGAUCAUAUUUCUGCUGGAGUUUGGUUAACAAGUAAAGAUACAUUUUUUAAUCGAGAAAUUUAUCAACAAUUAAUUUAUGGAUGUAUUAGACCUGAAGAUGGUCAUACAACUGGUAAUAAAAUUAUUACUGUACCUCCAACUAUAUUUAAACCUGAACCAUUAUGGACUGGGAAACAAAUUAUUACUACUAUUUUAUUAAAUAUUAAACCAGAAAAUGUUCCUGGUAUUAAUUUAAUAUCUAAGAAUAAAGUUAAGAGUGAAUAUUGGGGUAAAGGAUCUAAUGAAAAUGAAGUAUUAUUUAAAAAUGGUGAAUUAUUAAGUGGUAUUUUAGAUAAAUCUCAAUAUGGUGCCACUCAAUUUGGUAUUGUUCAUUCUUUACAUGAAGUUUAUGGACCAUCAGUUGCUGGUAAAGCUUUAAGUAUUUUAGGUAGAUUAUUUACAAAUUAUAUUAUGAUGACAGCUUUUACUUGUGGUAUGGAUGAUUUAAGAUUAACUUCCGAAGGUAAUGAAUGGAGAAACGAUAUUUUAAAACAAUCAGUUGAUAUUGGUAGAGUAGCUGCAACUGAAGUUACUAAUUUAGAUUCAAAGACAACUUCAAAUAAUGAUAAAGAAUUAUUAAGACGUUUAGAAGAAAUUUUAAGAGAUGAUAAUAAAUUAGGAAUUUUAGAUGCUAUAACUCAAUCUAAAGUUAAUACAAUUACAUCUCAAGUUGUAUCUAAAUGUGUUCCUGAUGGUACUAUGAAAAAAUUCCCUUAUAAUUCUAUGCAAGCUAUGGCAUUAUCUGGUGCUAAAGGUUCUAAUGUUAAUGUUUCACAAAUUAUGUGUUUAUUAGGUCAACAAGCUUUAGAAGGUAGAAGAGUUCCAGUUAUGGUCUCCGGUAAAACUUUACCAUCUUUUAAACCAUUUGAAACUGAUGCCAGAGCUGGUGGUUAUAUUAAACAACGAUUCUAUUCUGGUAUUAGACCUCAAGAAUAUUAUUUCCAUUGUAUGGCAGGUCGUGAAGGAUUAAUUGAUACUGCUGUUAAAACUUCAAGAUCAGGUUAUUUACAACGUUGUUUAACUAAACAAUUAGAAGGAGUACAUGUUAGUUAUGAUAAUUCAGUUAGAGAUGCUAAUGGUACAUUAAUUCAAUUCUUAUAUGGUGGAGAUGCUAUAGAUACAACUAAACAAUCUCAUAUGCAUCAAUUUGAAUUUUGUGCAGAAAAUUAUGAUGCAUUAUUAGCUAAAUAUAAUCCAGGUGAUUUAACUCAUCAUUUGGAUACUGAAACGGCUUUACAUUAUUCUAAAAAAGUUCGUAAGAAUUUAAAGAAACAAUCUAAAUUAGAUCAUUAUGAUCAAAAUAUUAAAUAUGAUCCAGUAUUAAAUGUUUAUAAUCCAAGUAAAUAUUUAGGAUCAGUUUCCGAAAAAUUCCAAGAUAAAUUGGAUGAAUUCGUUAAGAAUAAACCAGAAACUUUUGCUAGAAGUAAAGAAGAAGCUAAAUCAACCGGUAAAUUAACUGAAAAGAAAUUUAGAGCUUUAAUGCAAUUGAAAUAUAUGAGAUCUUUAGUUAAUCCUGGUGAAGCUGUGGGUAUUAUUGCAUCUCAAUCUAUUGGAGAACCAUCAACACAAAUGACAUUAAAUACUUUCCAUUUUGCUGGUCAUGGUGCUGCAAAUGUUACAUUAGGUAUUCCUCGUAUGAGAGAAAUUAUUAUGACAGCUUCUGCUGCUAUUAAAACUCCUCAAAUGACUUUACCAAUUUUAAAUGAUGUUAAUGAUGAACAAGCUGAUGCCUUCUGUAAAUCAGUUGCAAGAGUUGUAUUAUCUGAAUUUAUUGAUAAAGUAACUGUUACAGAAACUACCACAACAUCACAAGAUGGUACUAAUACUAGAUCUUAUGUUAUUAAUUUGAAAUUUUAUACUAAAGAAGAAUAUGAACAUGAAUAUGAUAUUUCUCAAGGUCAUUUAGAAAAUGUUAUAACAAGUACUUUCUUACAUGGAUUAGAAUCUCAAAUUGUUAAAGAAGUUAAAAAACAGAAGAGACCAGAUUCAUUACCAAAGAUUGGUACAUCUGCUGGUAAAACAGAUUUUGAAACUAUUUCUGCUAAGAAUACUGAAUCAUUAGAAGAAGAUGAUGGAGAAAAGACUAGUACCAAACAAGCUGUAUCGUAUGAAGGACCAGAUGAUGAUGAAAUUGAAACUAUGAGAAAAGCAGAAGAAACAAGUGAUGAAGAAAUGAUUGAUGAUUCAGCUUCAGAAACAUCAGAUGAAUCAUCAGAAGAUGAAGAUGAAGAUGAAGAUGAAGAAAUGGAAGAACAAAAACAAGAUAAGAAAGUUUUAUCUAAAUCUGCUAAAGAUCGUCAAGCUGAUGUUAUAACAUCUCAUAAUAUGAUUAGUCAAUUUGAUUUUGAUGAUGAACAUGGUGAAUGGUGUGAAUUCAAAUUAGAAUUGAAUGGUAAUGAAACUCAAAAAUUAUUAAUGGUUAAUAUUGUUGAAGAUUUAUGUCGUAAAGUAGUUGUACGUGAAAUUCCUCAAAUUGGUAGAUGUAUUCAUCCACAACCUGGUUCUGAUGGUAAGAGAAUUUUAACUACUGAAGGAGUUAAUUUUAAAGCUAUGUGGGAACAAGAUGAUUUUAUUAAUGUUAAUAAUAUUACAUCUAAUGAUGUUGCUGCUGUUUUAAAAACUUAUGGGGUUGAAGCUGCUAGAAAUACCAUUGUUCAUGAAAUUUAUAGAGUUUUCGAUACUUAUGGUAUUAGUGUAUCUAGUCGUCAUAUAGAUUUAAUUGGUGAUAUGAUGACAAGAGAAGGUACUUAUUUGGCUUUUAAUAGACAAGGUAUUGAUUCAUCAACUUCUGCAUUUAUGAAAAUGAGUUAUGAAACAACUUGUCAAUUCUUAACUAAAGCUGUUUUAGAUGGUGAAAGAGAAGAUUUGGAUUCUCCAUCGGCUAGAAUUGUUAUGGGUAAAUUAUCAAAUGUUGGUACUGGUUCAUUUGAUCUUUUUGCUCGUAUGCCAAAAGUCUAAUUGUAAUAUAGAGUUUAUAUUCAUAUAAUCAUAAUAAAAAAAAGUUAUAUAUAUAUAUAUAUAUAUAUAUUAUUUGUUCUAAAUGUUAUAAGCAGUUA
Messenger RNA from Scheffersomyces amazonensis, 5070 nucleotides. RefSeq names its product DNA-directed RNA polymerase I core subunit (gene RPA190). The record is from RefSeq and is a predicted model, not a curated record. The transcript has a single exon. The coding region runs from base 47 to 4972 and encodes 1641 amino acids. Gene Ontology annotation, molecular function: DNA binding. Gene Ontology annotation, biological process: DNA-templated transcription. Lineage: Eukaryota; Fungi; Ascomycota; Pichiomycetes; Serinales; Debaryomycetaceae. Gene Ontology annotation, cellular component: RNA polymerase I complex.